Brassicogethes aeneus is the source of this 1509-nucleotide messenger RNA. The record is from the annotation of a GenBank genome assembly. NCBI's taxonomy places the organism in Eukaryota, Metazoa, Arthropoda, Insecta, Coleoptera, Nitidulidae.
AUGUAUCUUGGGGGUUAUAAAAUGGAAAACUUGACGUUCGGCACUCAAAGGAUUGUGCAUUUGGAUCUUAAAGGGGCUCCUCUAAAAGUUUCGUAUUUUGAAAAGUUUUUUCCAUUUAUAAAAAGUAUUGGAGCUACUGGUAUUUUAUUAGAAUGGGAAGACACCUUUCCAUAUUCAAGGGAGUUGCUACAGAUCGGUGGGUUGUCAAACAGUGCACAAAUACAGAGUGCCCCAUACUCUUUGGAGGAAGCUAAACAAAUACUUUAUUUAGCAUCAGAUUGUGGUUUGACAAUAAUUCCUUUGGUACAAACGUUUGGACACAUGGAAUUUGUUUUGAAGCAUGAUCAGUGGCGUGCGUUAAGGGAGGUCGAUGCAUACCCCAGUUCAAUGUGUCCAAGUAAUAGUGAAACAAUGCCACUGGUUAGAAGUUUAAUUAAACAAAUUGUUGCUUUUCAUCAAAAUAUAGAGUAUAUACAUAUUGGAGGGGAUGAGAUAUGGCAUAUGGGGCUCUGUAAUUCUUGUCAAAAAAGGAUUCAGAAUGGUAAAUAUGGCAGACAUGGUUUGUAUUUGGAUCAUGUUACUGAAGUCGCACAGUAUAUUAGAGAUAAUUACUCAAAUUUAAAAAUUAUUAUUUGGGAUGAUAUGUUGAGAAAUAUUGAUGCCAAUGUUAUGCAAGAUUAUUACUUGGGUAACUUGAUAGAACCAAUGCUGUGGCACUAUUGCUCAUCGGAUAACUUCCAACUAGGGGGUCAAUUGUGGGAAAAGUACGCUGCUGUUUUUAAAAACGUUUGGGGGGCUUCAGCAUUUAAGGGGGCCACCAGUAGCGCACAAGUGAUACCAAUAUCCAAGUUCCACAUAAGCAACCACGAGGCAUGGUUAAAUGAACUAGGUUUACACGCAGGGAAAAUCAUCAAUUUUAGGGGGAUUGUUUUAACCGGAUGGUCAAGGUUUGAUCACUACGCCACCCUGUGCGAACUAUUACCAUGUGCGAUUCCUUCACUGACAAUAUGUGUCAAAACAUGGUUGUGCGGUGGUUUUAACUCGGAACUAAACAGAUCCGUUAAAAAAAUGUUAGGUUACAACGAAAACUUUUUGGAUACCGACGUACCCCCCCGAAACCCUUUGCUGUCGCAACUAGAUUUUCCUGGGUGGCAAAUUUUUGUCGGCUUCGAAUGGUUCGUCAACUUAAAAAGUCGGUACAAAAGUAUUAUUGAAAGUGAUCAAAUGAAUACAUGGUUUAACUCAUGGCAAAUAGCAAAUAAUUACACAAACCCAAUGCAAAUAGACGCUAUAUUUCCUGUGAUAAAUGAAGUAUUAACCGAAGUAACAUCUUUAGAAACUUAUCUUAAAGCAAAUUUAGAACAAAUUUAUUUUAGUCACACAAUAGAUGAGCUCCUUGGCACCUUAAUAAACCCAAUCAAGAAUAAUUUAAAGCAAAUUAAAUCUGACUGUGAAACUCAAUUAGCACUGGGCUGUAGAGUUAGAGGCAAAAAACUUAAUUUAGUUUAA